UCAAUACUUUAAUCAACUCUAUUUUUAUUUAAAAAUGUCUACCGGAACGUCUAGAAUUAUUACACGAUCAAUGGCUGCCAGAAAUGCUCAACCAAAAGAGGAAACUAAAAAAGAGCCAAAAGAAGAACCUAAAAAGGAGAAAGUUGUUGUUGACCAACCGAAAGAAGACGGAGAAACUAAUCAACAAAAGAAGAUUACUUGGACACUUGAUGAUUUUGAAAUUGGCAAACCGCUUGGGAGAGGCAAAUUUGGAAGUGUUUAUUUGGCUAGGGAGCGGAAAUCUGCUUAUUUGAUUGCUCUAAAAAUUCUUUUCAAAAAAGAAUUGACCAAGCAUAAUGUUGUUAAUCAAAUGAAGAGGGAAAUUGAAAUACAAUAUCACUUAAGACAUCCAAAUAUUCUUCGUCUUUAUGGUUAUUUUUAUGACGAUGAACGAGUUUAUAUGGUUCUUGAGUUGGCACAAAUGGGUUCAGUUUAUUCGCUUUUGAAGAAGACACACAAAAUUGCUUGUCCUUUGGCUGCGCAUUUAAUAUUGCAAUUAUCUGAUGCUCUUAUUUAUUGUCAUGAGAGAAAGGUAAUACAUCGUGAUAUAAAGCCGGAAAAUCUUUUACUGACUGCAAAUUGUGACGUAAAAAUUGCUGAUUUUGGUUGGUCAGUCCACGCGCCUUCUUCAAAGCGUACAACAAUGUGUGGUACCUUAGAUUAUUUAUCUCCUGAAAUGAUUCUCAAUAAGGAGCAUGAUCAUAAUGUCGAUAAUUGGUCGGUGGGUGUUCUCCUUUAUGAAUUUAUUAUUGGAAAACCUCCUUUUGAACAUCAGACACAUGCGGAGACUUUGGAAUGUAUUCGAAAUUUGAAAUAUCAAUUUCCUAGUACUUUUCCUGCUGGAGCAAAGGAUAUUGUUUCAAAGUUGCUUUUAUUAAAGCCAACAGCUCGUAUGCAAAUGCCUGUGUUAAAGAAACAUCCAUGGAUUGUGGAGAAUUCUGCAAUUUUUGUUAAAGAACAGGAAGAAAAAGAAAAAACGGAAAAGGAAAAGAAGGAAAAAACGGAGAAGACGGAAAAGAAUUAAUUUUCUCAAAAUGGUUGGGCUAUAGUGCAUUUAAGUGAUCGUUUUUCUUAUAUAUAUUCUGCUUAACAACAAAACAAAAAAUGACUUUGAUUUAUUUAUUGUUUACUUUAUUUGUUUUUGGUUUGGUUUUAUAUAAAUUUUGUAAUUUAAAGAGUUUUUAUUUUAAAAAUGCUGUUUUUAGGAAUAACAUUAACAAUUUUAGUA
Meloidogyne enterolobii is the source of this 1267-nucleotide messenger RNA. Lineage: Eukaryota; Metazoa; Nematoda; Chromadorea; Rhabditida; Meloidogynidae. The record is from the annotation of a GenBank genome assembly.